This is a messenger RNA of Diprion similis, 774 nucleotides long. RefSeq names its product dynein light chain Tctex-type 5-like. Gene Ontology annotation, biological process: microtubule-based movement. NCBI's taxonomy places the organism in Eukaryota, Metazoa, Arthropoda, Insecta, Hymenoptera, Diprionidae. Bases 178 to 774 code for a protein of 198 amino acids. Gene Ontology annotation, cellular component: cytoplasm; cytoplasmic dynein complex. Gene Ontology annotation, molecular function: dynein intermediate chain binding. The transcript is spliced from 3 exons. The record is from RefSeq and is a predicted model, not a curated record.
GACGACUGACUGACUGACGUUUGAAUGAAUGACGGAGAGACAGAUCAGCAAGAGAGCGAGAGAGGUUUUUUCUUUCAGUUAUCGAUUGUAAAUUAGCCAGAUAUAUCAUAUUAUUAUAGGAUCUAGACGGAUGUAAAUGCGAACGAAUAAACGAGAGUGAAAAAUAAACUGGUGAAAAUGAGCUUCUCGAAAAAUUACGCCCCUCAAAAUUCAAGCCACCCUCAAACCGCGCCUGUGAAAAUCGCCUCGACGACGAGAGACUCGUCGAAUGGUCGCCUCUCUCUGUCCAAGGGCCAAAGGCCACUGAGCAAAGGCUUCUCCCAGCAGUCAAAAAUCGGCAUGAGUUCAGUUUCUCUGGUUCCGGGCCAUCAAGUCACAAGUGCAACUUACCGAAGCGUAAAGGGAGGAUUCAAGAUUCCGAGGUACCAGAACAGCUAUCGAUUGUAUGCCCACAACCCUUGGAAACAGGAAGUCGUCGACAAGGUUCUCGAAGAAGUUAUGACCACCACCCUGACCGGGAUGAAAUACAACCCGGAGGUUUGUAUGAAACUCUGCCAGGACAUGACGGCUGAGAUAAGGAAUCGGAUAUACCGAAAGGACUACGACAGGUACAAGUUCAUAGUGCAGGUGACGAUAGUAGAAAAGACCGGACAAAGUUUGCAAGUCGCUAAUGGCAGGCUGUGGGACAUUGAGAGAGACAAUCACUCGACUUUUACAUUCGAAAGUUCGCAAAUGUACGCCGUCGGGAUCGUCGUCGGUGUUUAUUACGAAUAA